Messenger RNA from Hyaloscypha bicolor E, 775 nucleotides. RefSeq lists its product as uncharacterized. The transcript has a single exon. The record is from RefSeq and is a predicted model, not a curated record. NCBI's taxonomy places the organism in Eukaryota, Fungi, Ascomycota, Leotiomycetes, Helotiales, Hyaloscyphaceae. The coding region runs from base 83 to 589 and encodes 168 amino acids.
CCCCCCUUUUGAACGAUAAUCUUCUCGAGACCCUCCAUGUACGCUCGAAAUUAGGCCUCUCCAACUCAGAGCGGGUGAAAAUAUGUCCCACAACGGGGAAUCGUCUGCAUCAAAGAUCUCGAACGGAGCAUUGUAUACCCCGGUCUCUCCCACAAUCUCUCCAGCUUCUGGACCCGUACCUCGAGAUCCGAUUUUGUAUCCAAUUUCGAAUCCGCGUUCUUCCUCAGAAGAGCCUCUAAUUAGAGAUGGCGAUACUCACCGAGUCGUUGAUGACCAUAUAGCAGCUCGGGGAUCUAGAGGGCUUGGGAGGAUCUCCCCACCGCGACAGAGUCAAUGUGAGCUUGCACUUGAGUUCAAGUCGCAGUUUGGAAAUCAAAGCGGUACAAAACGAAGAUUAUCAGAGAGCGAUAAUCACCAAGCCGAAAGUGCAUCGAAUACUUCUUUCGUCAUCGAGCCUCCUCAGGCCAGCGCCCGUCGUCACAUAUCGAAGCCCGAAUUAGUCCCGAAACCUCUUCUCAAAGAUUCGCUGGCGCGCAGCCAAAGACACGUUCACUACGAUAUGCAGAUCACUCUCCAGUCAAGAGAAUGAAAGAAGAUCCAGUGGAUGAGGAAGAUGAUGAGGUGGAUGAUCAAGGGGAUAUGACCAUAGCUGACGAAGAGCCGAUCGUGCCCAACUAUGAGGGAUUCAAAGCUCACAUCCGGCGACUCAAUCCAGGCAUGGAUUCUCAGUACAAUUGGUUAGUCUCCAGGAUCGCUCACCAACAGGAAAUAAGAU